UGGAAACUACUGCAGGUACAUGUGGAGACUACCACAGGUACAUGUGGAGACUACCGCAGGUACAUGUGGAGACUACCGCAGGUACAUGUGGAGACUACCGCAGGUACAUGUGCAGACUACCGCAGGUACAUGUGGAAACUACUGCAGGUACAUGUGCAGACUACUGCAGGUACAUGUGCAGACUACUGCAGGUACAUGUGCAGACUACUGCAGGUACAUGUGCAGACUACUGCAGGUACAUGUGGAGACUACCACAGGUACAUGUGCAGACUACUGCAGGUACAUGUGGAAACUACUGCAGGUACAUGUGGAGACUACUGCAGGUACAUGUGGAGACUACUGCAGGUACAUGUGGAGACAGGUACAUGUGGAGACUACUGCAGGUACAUGUGCAGACUACUGCAGGUACAUGUGCAGACUACUGCAGGUACAUGUGGAAACUACUGCAGGUACAUGUGAAGACUACUGCAGGUACAUGUGAAGACUACCGCAGGUACAUGUGGAGACUACCGCAGGUACAUGUGGGGACUACUGCAGGUACAUGUGCAGACUACCGCAGGUACAUGUGGAGACUACCGCAGGUACAUGUGGAGACUACUGCAGGUACAUGUGGAGACUACUGCAGGUACAUGUGGAGACUACCGCAGGUACAUGUGGAGACUACUGCAGGUACAUGUGGAGACUACUGCAGGUACAUGUGGAGACUACUGCAGGUACAUGUGCAGACUACCGCAGGUACAUGUGCAGACUACCGCAGGUACAUGUGCAGACUACCGCAGGUACAUGUGGAGACUACUGCAGGUACAUGUGGAGACUACUGCAGGUACAUGUGGAGACUACUGCAGGUACAUGUGGAGACUACUGCAGGUACAUGUACAGACUACUGCAGGUACAUGUGCAGACUACUGCAGGUACAUGUGCAGACUACUGCAGGUACAUGUACAGACUACUGCAGGUACAUGUACAGACUACUGCAGGUACAUGUACAGACUACUGCAGGUACAUGUGCAGACUACUGCAGGUUUUAGUCUCUCCGACCAGCUGUUUUUGUGUUAUGGAAGCCCUAACUUGGGUCAUUGUCUCUCAGUGUGUUGCGAUGUCGUGUGUGUUGCGAUGUCGUGCGUGUUGCGAUGUCGUGCGUGUUGCG
This is a messenger RNA of Austrofundulus limnaeus, 1147 nucleotides long. RefSeq lists its product as uncharacterized. Bases 42 to 1028 code for a protein of 328 amino acids. The record is from RefSeq and is a predicted model, not a curated record. The transcript is spliced from 3 exons. Lineage: Eukaryota; Metazoa; Chordata; Actinopteri; Cyprinodontiformes; Rivulidae.